Molecule: messenger RNA, 1744 nt
Organism: Myotis daubentonii (Daubenton's bat)
Lineage: Eukaryota; Metazoa; Chordata; Mammalia; Chiroptera; Vespertilionidae
Gene: MEIOB
Product: meiosis specific with OB-fold
Biological process (GO): resolution of meiotic recombination intermediates
Molecular function (GO): single-stranded DNA 3'-5' DNA exonuclease activity; single-stranded DNA binding
Source: RefSeq, a predicted model, not a curated record
CGGGCGGAGCGUGCUGUGGAGAAGCUUCGAGCGCUGGCCGGCGGGCGAGGCGGCGAGGCGGAGGGGCGGGGCUGUGAGCGGCGGGCGGCGGUCGGGGAGCGAGGAGCGGCGGGCGCGGACUGCUGAGAUAAAAAAAUGGCAAACUUCUUUGCACUGAAGAACUUCACUGCACUCUCAGAUCUGCAUCCAAAUAUGGCCAAUCUGAAAAUAAUCGGUAUAGUUAUUGGGAAAACAGAUGUCAAAGGCUUUCCAGACAGAAAAAAUAUUGGGUCAGAAAGGUACACUUUCAGUUUCACCAUUCGUGAUUCACCAACGCAUUUUGUAAAUGCAGCAUCCUGGGGCAAUGAAGAUUACAUCAGAUCACUUUCUGCCAGCUUUAGGGUUGGUGAGUGUGUGACAAUUGAAAAUCCCUUGAUCCAAAGAAAGGAAUUAGAAAGAGAAGAAAAAUUCAGCCCUGCAACUCCUAGUGACUGUAAACUAUUGCUCAGUGAAGAUCAUUCAAUAGUAAAAGUUUGUUCCAGUUAUGAAGUGGACACCAAGUUACUUUCUUUGAUACACUUACCUGUUAAAGAAUCUCGGGAUUAUUAUUCAUUGGGUGAUAUUGUUGCAAAUGGACACAGUCUUGAUGGGAGAAUUAUUAAUGUGCUUGCAGCUGUGAAGUCGGUUGGAGAGCCAAAAUACUUUACAACAUCAGACCGAAGAAAAGGCCAGAGGUGUGAAGUUAAACUCUAUGAUGAGAUGGAGUCUUCUUUUGCAAUGAUAUGUUGGGAUAAUGAAUCCAUUCUACUUGCACAGAGCUGGGUGCCACGAGAAACAGUAAUAUUUGCCUCAGAUGUAAGAAUAAAUUUUGACAAAUUUCGAAACUGCAUGACAGCAACUGUAAUCUCAAAAACCAUUAUUACAACUAAUCCAGAGACACCAGAAGCUAACAUCUUAUUGAAUUUUAUAAGAGGAAAUAAAGAAACAAAUCCUCAGGAUGAUGCAAUUGACAGUUAUUUGGAAGAAUCCAUAAAUUUAAAUACAAUAGUUGAUGUCUAUACAGUUAAACAAUUAAAGGUAAAAGCUUUGAAGAAUGAAGGAAAAGAUGAUCCUUUUUAUGGCAUUCUUUAUGCUUACAUUUCUACACUGAACAUUGAUGGUGAAACUACAAAAGUAGUUCGAAAUAGAUGUUCAAGCUGUGGUUACAUUGUAAAUGAAGCAUCCAGCAUUUGUACAACUUGCAACAAAGAUUCUUCGAAGUUUAAAUCCGUUUUUCUCAGCUUUGAUAUGCUAAUUGAUCUUACUGAUCACACAGGUACCCUCCAUUCCUGUAGUCUCACAGGAAAUGUUGCUGAGGAGACUUUGGGCUGCACGGUUUUUUUAUCAGACAGAGCAAGGGGUAGAUUGAGAAUGAGUGUGAUCUCAUGUAAGCUUGCAGAUCCUGUUGAGGCAUGUAGGAACUUGUCUGGACAAGGAAAUAUUUAAAUCAGAUAUCAUUAUAAACUCUGGAAAAGAAUAUGAGUUUUAACUCCCCUUAAUGUGGAAGAUGAGUUGAAAAUUAUGGAUAAAAUGUACUUUGUUCAAAUGUGGUAAAAAUGUUUCUAUAAAUAGUUGUUUCCUCCUGGAGUUGGUUUGGGGGUAAAUCUUAAAUAUCUAUCUCACCUGAGCUCAAUUCUUAGAAGGCCAUUUCUACCAGCUUGGCCUUCUCUCUUCCCAAGUUGGAAAAUGUUUGCAUGAGUAAUAAACAAAUUUAAUCUUUCCCUCA